Messenger RNA from Phoenix dactylifera (date palm), 2899 nucleotides. RefSeq names its product plant/protein (DUF1995). Gene Ontology annotation, cellular component: chloroplast. The record is from RefSeq and is a predicted model, not a curated record. Lineage: Eukaryota; Viridiplantae; Streptophyta; Magnoliopsida; Arecales; Arecaceae.
GAUUUAUAUUUGAGAUUAAGGUGUAUAAGGAAUUAAAACAUGCCGGUGUGGCCAAAAAUUAAGCACCCAAUGCUAUAGAGAUUGCCAACAUGGAUCAAACUUUUGCAAGCUAUACAAUCAUCUGGUGUGAUGUCUUAGAGAUGCAGGGUGUAUUGGAGAAAAUGCUUCAUCCGAUAAGGAAUGAGAUUGAGAUAAUUUCCUAGUUUUUUCAUGCAUAGUAAUAUUCUCUAGAAGUUCAUCUGGCUUGUAUGCUUGACAAGCAAGAGCUCACUUUGUAGUGGCGUAUCAAUCAGAGGCCUUGAGCAGGAUGAUCAGAGCUAACUUUGUUGCCAGAUGGCUCAGACUCGCACCUCUGCAACUUGAUCAACACGUUUGCUUGCACUUAUUGUUUGUUCUUGUUGUCUAUGCACUUACUGUAUGCUUAGAUAAUUUUGAUCGCUGCACAAGGAAAAUUAGAGAGGUUUGAAUUUGUAGGUUAUGAUCAUGUAGCUUUGGUCCAUAGUUUAAUUAGUAACAUGUGAUGGAGAACACCUCAAUAAUGCCAGGGUAUUUGUUUUGUGUUGGUUGACAGAAGUAGGCACACAUUGCAAACUUCAUGGGGUGGACCGAAAUUGAGGAGAUUGGCGCACCCAAUCAUGUGUUAAAAAGGAAUGUUAGGAUUUGAUCUUGAGAAUUCCAAUUGGUUCAGCAAAACCUAAUCGGUAUUGAUUAAAUCUGCACCAUACUAGUAUAUGUCCAAUUUCCUCAAGAGCUGCAUUCUCCAUCAGGUUUAACCCUAGGAGGAAGUUGCCAGACUGAAAAAAUACUGUUGCUACCCCCAUCCUGAGUACAACGCCUGUGAGUCUUGGCUUAUGGAGUGAUGCUGAGUAUUGUGUGUCAGCAGAAUUUGGUAGAAAUUUGGUGGCAAUACUGUUGCUACCCCCAUCCUGAAUGCAACUCCUGUGAUGCUUGGUUUAUGGAGUGAUGCUGAGUAUUGUAUGUCACCAGAAUUUGGUGGCAAAGUGUUAAGCUGGUGUUUUAUAUGAAAAUUAUUAGGCUCUUUGCCUAGUAUUCUUGUUCCGGAAAAAAGAGGAUCGUGACAGAAAUCCGACUCGUAGUCAGAGGUCUGAGUUCCGAACAUAAUCUGGCAAAGGGGGGAUAUUUUUGGUAGAAUGUUAAAGGGGGAUUUGAAAUGUUGUAAGCAAUUGUGGUGAAUCAAUCGUAUAUAAGUGCAGAAGGAAUUUGGAUAAUUUGAAAAGAAUUGUAAAUUGAUCUAUGCAAAAGUAAUGAAAUUUAUAUUAAUUCACUAGCUUUAACAGACUCUGUUGCUGCCCAGCGCUAUUUUAAUAUAAAUUUGAAUCAUAUAUUGCUCCUAGAUAAAUUUAGAUAAAAUCUAAGCUUCCUGAUUCUUGUCAUGUUCAUCGCUUGGGAUUAAGAGCAGCAUGUACAAGGUGUCCCAGCAAGCGAAAUAGCAGUCACCCUUGUUGAUACUGGACCAUUUAUGAUGUAAUGAGCUCCAUCAAAAGGAUGGUCAGGAUGACAUCUUAGCCGCAUAUGGACGCCCGAGGCUGAAAUGCAAUAUUAGCCAUUGGGUUGUGGGCAAUAAUGGAUGAUAUCCAUCCGACCUCCAAUUCCGGAAGAAAGGAUCGACUCCGUUUUGCUUACCCUCGUUGCUAGUUUAUAAUGUCGGCCUCCAAUCUCCUCAAACUCCAUACUCCUCAAACUACUCUCAGAUCCCCACCUCCAUUCCCAAGCUUCAAGACCCUUCUCUCUCCAUCUCAUUCCAUUCCUCAUACACAACACCCUCACCUCCCUCUCUCACAAAAGCCUUUACGCAGACUGACUACCAGCUCUUUUCCCCCAGCCCAAGAGCUCUCUUCCUCCUCCUACUCCCCACCCUUCACCAAAGAAGAAGCCAUCUCCCAGGCCAAGACCUGCCUCUCCACCACCUUGCAGAAGCCCCUCAGCAACCCGCUCCCCCUCCCAACCAGAAAGCUAAAGAAGCAGCGCCAGCCCAGGUACCGAGUCGAGAUUCCGGUCCUCGAUGAGUCGUCCGACUCAGUCACCCAACUCGCCUUCGACUUCUUCUCAGACUUUCCCGUCGUCACCAAAAAGGGCUGCAAACCAAAGAUACUGAUCCUCUGGUCCACUCCAAAGCUAGCCGAGUUCGCCCAACGGGCUUUCAACUCGGCCGACUCGGUCAUCAACUCGGACUUGGGUUCUGUUACUUCUGAAGUCCUGAGUUCUGGCGACUUGGCGGUGUUUCUGGCGCCGGAGGCGUCCCAGGUGGAGGAAAUAAAAACGGUCACUAACGGUCUGAAUCCCAAACCCGUGGUGCUGUUCAACCCCAGGUGGGGGUUUGAGGAGGAGAAGGAUUUCCAUGGGGGGAUGGGGAGCUUCCUCGGGUCAUUCGACGUGGUGUAUUCGUUCAUGGGAUUGGAGGUGAAAGGAGUUCUCAGCAAAAGGAGGGGUGUGGUGUUCAAGUGUGUGAGGGAUGGGGUGUUGAGUGGGGAAGGGUGGGCGGUGAUGGUGGAGGAGGAAGGGAAGAGGGGGGAGUUGAAGGUGGUUUCGAGGUUUAGGAGGCGGCCGUCCAUCGGGGAGGUGGAGAGCGUUCUGUAUAAUCUCAUGGCUGCCAAUUCUCUUGUGACUAAGUCCGUCAAGUUUCUUAGAGAUUUGGCAUCAAAUGUGACGGGAAAGAAGGCAAGGCAGUGAGUUUUUUUUUUUUCUUUGAAGUAUCAUGCAAGGUGUUUGGUUGUUUGCCAGAGUGACUGACAUUUUGCACUCACGCAUGGCCAAUCUCGAUAUAGGAUUUCUAAUGCGUGUGGAUUUAUGAUUGUUUUGUUUAUGUAUUCAUAUUUGUAUGUUCUAUUAUGGGUUUCAGAGUAGGGAAACGAUCGGAUCCUGCUAAAUUUGACUGCAA